UGCUGUCAGUUCACGUUAUGUUGCUACCCAGGCCAAUACUUGUUUUUCCGCAUCUUGAUUGUUAUAUAUAGCACAACAUUCGCAGGUUCGCACAAACUUCCACAACAUCAUAUCGUCGUUUGUUCUUAGAGUUGCAGUUCUGUUGAGCGAACCACUGUGUGCCUCAAGGGAAUUGAUCAUUUAGCGACGCUUAUCCGACUUGACAAGCCCAAGUGUUUUUACCUCUUCGUAAUUCGUUGUGAGUUCGUGGGUUUUUUUGUCCUUCUUUGGACGAAAUGGUUGUUCAAAGGAUGCAAUCCCGUCUUCUAUCAUUUGACGUAAAUAGAUAUUCUACUCCGCUAUUGAGACAACUUCAGGAGAAGGCUAGAAAACGAACAUCAAUGCAAGCGUUCACUGAAACAGCGGCAGAUGCCCUAGAUGAACUAGAUCUUGGACCAAAAGCAAAGCGGGUUGUACGGAGACCGCCACCUCUGCUUACUAUUUAUGUUCGCCAAGAAACUGAAAAAGCAUAUAAUGCUGUAUUUAUGGAAGAACUUACUGUGGAAAGCUUCAAAGAAGCAGUUUCAUUAAGAUACGGGACGCCAUUCAAGUCAGUGAGAAAAAUCGAGAUUCAAACGGAUUCAGGUUCCAUUGAAAAAGUAGAUGACAAUACCAUCCAUGGUUUUGAUGAAGAGGACACUUUCACAAUAGUAUUAAACUAUAACAAAGUGGAGGGAACCUGUGAUAUCCUUCUAAGCAGUGUCAGAUGAUGAUGGGAGCCAAUUUGGAAUGGAAGAUUUCCUUAUUUGGGCUUAUCCGAAUACUAUCAUGUAGUGCCAGUCCAGAUAUGCCUGCCAAGACAGAAAACAGGAUACCAAGCUGUUUAAUUCUCAAGCAAAAGACCAGUUCAUGCUUUGAGACACUGCGCAAAGUAAAACGAUGUGGGUGCAAAGCCACUUUGAAUUUGGUUCAAUACUGUUGACAAGAUGGCAAUGAAAAAAGGUUUUAAUCUAGUGACUUUUAUUUGGUAGAAGAUAUAUAUUUAUUUGAAAUCACAUUAAUUUUUAAAGAAUAUCCUGACUGUAGGGUUACUCCAGUAUUUGCUUCAAGUUAAAAAUGGCAUUUAAAAAAAAAACCUUUGCCAUUUUGGUUUGUCAGUUUGUAUCAGACAUCAAGUUUUGUAGAAAAAAAUGUCAGGAUUGAUCUUGAUCAUAAAAGACACAAAUAAUUGAAUAUGCUUUCAAAAUAUAUAGUUUUGUACUAAAAAAAAUGUAAAAAAAUAAA
This is a messenger RNA of Nematostella vectensis (starlet sea anemone), 1263 nucleotides long. Its product is annotated as grainyhead-like protein 2 homolog. Gene Ontology annotation, cellular component: nucleus. The transcript is spliced from 2 exons. The record is from RefSeq and is a predicted model, not a curated record. Lineage: Eukaryota; Metazoa; Cnidaria; Anthozoa; Actiniaria; Edwardsiidae. Gene Ontology annotation, molecular function: DNA-binding transcription activator activity, RNA polymerase II-specific; RNA polymerase II cis-regulatory region sequence-specific DNA binding. Gene Ontology annotation, biological process: regulation of transcription by RNA polymerase II. Bases 276 to 749 code for a protein of 157 amino acids.